AAUCAUUGUCAGAAUUCUUCUCCUCUGAGCCCCGUGUUGACGAUCAAUUAUCAUGACGGCAACUUCUUAUCUAGUCCUUCUUCUUGUGGGUGUGGCGCACGCCGGGGAGAUCAUAACUUCUCCACCGACGACAAACUGGGGCGUUUGGGGGGCUUUUGACCGAUGUCCGAAUGGUACCUUCGCGAGAGGCUUCCAGCUCAAGACGGAGCCCUACAAAGGCCCCCUCAUCGACGACACUGCAGGAAACGCUAUCCGUCUCUACUGUGGAGCACCCGGAGUGGAUGAAGACGCCGGGACGGUGACCUCGUCUGAAGGGGCGUACGGUGUGUGGGGGUCAAUCUCUUCAUGUCCGAUUGGUUCGUACAUUAACGGAUUCGCCCUGCGCGUCGAAGUGAACGGAAUUGACGACGAGACGGCGACGAAUAACGUUCGUUUUUAUUGCAACACGUUACCCGACCCCCUUGAAGGGGACGGACUGGGUUUCGGUCUUUGGCGUGACUCCCGUCGCUGCUCAACGAGCGAAGCGCUGUGCGCGUUCCAGACGCAGAUCGAAGCGCCUCAAGGGUUGGCCGAUGACACCUCUUUAAACAAUAUUGCUGCGGAGUGUUGUGAUCUUCCCGUGCCGACGACGCCACCGCCAACGACGACGACGCCGAGGCCGACGACCACAACACCAACAACGACGACGCCAACGACCACGACGUCUCAGCCGGAAACAACGUUAUAAAUAAUUUGAGAAAUAAAUAUUUUUAGCUUCUACAUAUUUCUCGAAAUAAAUUUAUUACGAAUCUUGUCUUCAAAUUUAAUUAAAAA
Messenger RNA from Folsomia candida, 813 nucleotides. Its product is annotated as vitelline membrane outer layer protein 1 homolog. The record is from RefSeq and is a predicted model, not a curated record. NCBI's taxonomy places the organism in Eukaryota, Metazoa, Arthropoda, Collembola, Entomobryomorpha, Isotomidae. The transcript has 3 exons. Bases 53 to 727 code for a protein of 224 amino acids.